Panicum hallii is the source of this 396-nucleotide messenger RNA. RefSeq lists its product as uncharacterized. The record is from RefSeq and is a predicted model, not a curated record. Lineage: Eukaryota; Viridiplantae; Streptophyta; Magnoliopsida; Poales; Poaceae. The transcript has a single exon. The coding region runs from base 1 to 396 and encodes 131 amino acids.
AUGGGAUCGGCGGCGGCAGACACGGAGGGCGGCGGUGGCGCCGAGGCGGCGGCGGUGACGACGGCCAUGGCGACGUGCGCGUGCUGCGGCAUCGCCGAGGAGUGCACGGCGCGCUACGUGGCCCGGGUGGCCGCGCAGUUCGGCGGGGCGUGGGUGUGCGGCCUGUGCGCGGAGGCCAUCAAGGACGAGGCAGCGCGCCGGGGCGUCGGGCUGGAGGACGCCGCGCGCGCGCACGCCGAGUUCGUCGGGAGAGCGGCGGGCGCGGCGAGGUCCGGAACCUCCCCGCAGGUCGCGCAGGCCCUGCUCCAGCUGCUCAAGAGGUUGCUAGCCGCCGCGCCUGGCGCCGCCGUUCUGCCGCGUGCCGCGCCGCCGGCGGCACAUGACCUGGGCGUGUAG